This is a messenger RNA of Rhizopus microsporus ATCC 52813, 1029 nucleotides long. Its product is annotated as pantothenate synthase. NCBI's taxonomy places the organism in Eukaryota, Fungi, Mucoromycota, Mucoromycetes, Mucorales, Rhizopodaceae. The record is from RefSeq and is a predicted model, not a curated record. Gene Ontology annotation, molecular function: pantoate-beta-alanine ligase activity. Bases 38 to 997 code for a protein of 319 amino acids. Gene Ontology annotation, biological process: pantothenate biosynthetic process. The transcript is spliced from 4 exons.
CUUUUUUUAAAAAACAGGAAUAACCAAGAACAGCAUAAUGAAUACCAUUAGAAUGCCUUCUGGAAUUCGAGUCUUUAAUAAAAUUGCCGACUUUAGACAAUGGCGACGCUCACUUUUAUUAGAGGAGAAAACAUUAGGCUAUGUGCCUACGAUGGGAGCUCUUCACCAGGGCCACCUUGCGCUUGUCACAGACGCCAAGCGACACUGUGAUCAUGUAGCCUUGACUAUCUUUGUCAACCCUGCCCAGUUUGCACCUACUGAAGACUUGGCAACUUAUCCACGCACGUUACAGAGCGAUUUGGAUAAACUUGCUGAUCUUGGUGAAGGCAUGGCUUCAGCUGUGCUGGUACCUCAGGUAGACGAGAUGUAUCCUACAGGUAUUGAGUUGGAUGUUACAAAGCAGAAGGGUACCUUUGUCGAAGUCUUGGGACUUUCCAAGCAGCUCGAAGGCGUUACGCGUCCUCAUUUCUUUAGAGGCGUGGCAACUGUUGUAUCCAAAUUUUUAAACAUUGUUCAACCCGAUCAUGUGUUCUUUGGACAAAAAGAUAUUCAACAAUGCUUUGUGAUUCGUAACAUGAUCAGAGAUCUUCACUUCCCGACGAAAAUGCACAUCUGUCCAACCGUUCGUGAUGAGGGUGGACUUGCUCUUUCAUCUAGAAACGCUUAUUUGACACCCAAGCAGAAAGAGUACGCUUUGACGCUAUAUAAGUCAUUAAAGCAUAUGGAAUCUAUGUACCAAUCUGGUAUUCUCGAUGCUCCGACAAUCCUUCAACAGGGCAUUCAAAUCAUCCAAGACGCUUCCGAUCAGGUCAAGCGUGAAGGUCACGAUUGGGACAUGAAGCUGGACUAUGUGUCAAUCAACUCUGCCAAGGAUUUGUCAGAGGUCACAGGGGAAAUCAAUCGUCAGGAUGGAUGUGUGAUUAGCAUGGCUGUAUUUGUAGGAAAGACUAGGCUGAUUGAUAACAUCUGUUUGGACGUAGAAUUGGAUGAUAAAUAAGAAUAAAAUCAAAAAUACCAACCAUACAUUAC